Messenger RNA from Microthlaspi erraticum, 546 nucleotides. Lineage: Eukaryota; Viridiplantae; Streptophyta; Magnoliopsida; Brassicales; Brassicaceae. The record is from the annotation of a GenBank genome assembly.
AUGAAUAGGAAUAGGUUGUUCAAUAAGUGGUUGCAUAUAGUUGAAGGGGGCUUGUAUGAAGAAGAAAAGGCGUUCCUCGGAGCUGUUGAGUCAGAUGUGGCAUUAGACUGUUUUCAAAUAGGAUCCUCUCCACCGUAUUCCGCCAAAACCAUUUACUGCCCCUGCCACUCGAUGCUGGCGGGAGAAGCCACCAGGAAGUUAAUAAGAUCUGAUUUUUUGCAUCCUUUGAUCCUGGAGGAACUUGUGCUGAAAAGUGAGUUCGUCAAAGAGCUCUGGCGAGGCAUUAGAGCUGUGAAGGGAAAGAAGGUGAAGAAGAGGAAGAAACGGGAAACUAGCCUGCCAGCUUUGGAACCCCCAGAAUUUUCCUUGUGUUGGGGUUGGAGUUUUGAGGUUGUGAUUGAUCAAGUUAACUCCACUGACGAAGAUAAGCUUGUGAGUUUCAUUGGAUCUGGUGGGUGUCAAACACACUUUAAGAAGAAGCUAGUAGCAAGGGAGUUAGCAUUGUUUAAUCCCGAAAAAUUCAAUGAACCUAAGACUACUUCAUGA